Molecule: messenger RNA, 1672 nt
Organism: Lycium ferocissimum
Lineage: Eukaryota; Viridiplantae; Streptophyta; Magnoliopsida; Solanales; Solanaceae
Product: tRNA (guanine(37)-N1)-methyltransferase 2
Exons: 10
Coding region: 445-1542 (365 amino acids)
Biological process (GO): tRNA N1-guanine methylation
Cellular component (GO): cytoplasm
Source: RefSeq, a predicted model, not a curated record
AAGACUUUAAGAGCCCUAAUUUAGCUGCUACAAGCCUACACCUACACGACGCCUCCAGCUGUAUCGUCUUCUUCACCAAACUUCUUUUACAGAGCAAAAUUUUUACAGCGCAAAAUUCUAGCCUCUUAGGUCGUCUCUUUCACUGUAUCUUCUUUCUUUCCUCAAGAUUGAAAGAGUAAGCCAUCCAAGCCCGGAAACAAACUCUCCAUAUCAUUGCUUCUCUCUGGUCUCUGCCAUCCGAACUUAGCUGCUAAGUAUAGUAUAUGUUAGAAAACCCUAAACCCCCCACGUGGAAUUUGAAAUUGAAGUUUCGAACUUCAACUCCCUCAAUACUCAUUGUGUUUUUUUUUUUUUUUUUGUUUUGUUUAAGAAAUAGAGUGAGAGUUGUAGAAUUCUGAAAAUGGUGGAAUUGGACGAAAGCAAGUUUGAUAUGCACCUGAAAUUAUGGGCACUUCGAAUUCCACGACAACAUUGCAAGUCUGCCAUGAGAAUACUCAACGGAGCACACACCUUCUGGAACAAGUAAAUACUAAGCUUCAAAUAUUGUGGUGGCAUUUAUUUGACAGGCCACGCAUAAAGCCUAUCACUGAGGAUCCAACAAAUGAAAACACCCGUUACAUGAUUUGCUCAGAAAAAGUAAAAACCCCAGAUUUGUCUGAUAUUCCUGCUCAAAAGCUUGCUGAACUGAAAGGCCUGUGUCAGUUUGAAGUUGCUCCCUAUUCAUUGACACUUGGCUAUUCUUAUUGGAGUGCAGACCAUAUAUUAAAGAAGAUUCUGCCCCCUGGCCUUGAAGUACCAUCAUCAUUUGAGACAAUAGGUCACAUUGCUCAUUUGAAUAUAACUGAUGAGCUUCUUCCUUACAAGGAUGUGAUUGCCAAAGUUAUUUAUGAUAAAAACUACCCCAGGAUCCAGACAGUCGUAAAUAAAGUUGGAGCCAUUACCAAUGAGUUUCGUGUGCCAAAAUUUGAGAUACUGGCUGGGGAAGAUGAUAUGGUCACAGAAGUGAAGCAAUUCGGAGCAACAUUCAAGCUUGAUUAUAGCUUGGUGUAUUGGAAUUCUAGAUUGGAACAUGAGCAUUUAAGGCUGGUCUCAAAGUUCCAGUCAGGGGAGACCGUAUUUGAUAUGUUUGCUGGCAUUGGUCCUUUUGCUAUUCCCGCAGCACAGAAUGGAUGUGCGGUGUAUGCAAAUGAUUUGAACCCAGAUAGCAUUCGUUAUCUCAAAAUUAAUGCUGAAAUCAACAAGGUUGAUCAUCUAAUUUUCCCAUACAAUAUGGAUGCAAGGAAAUUUAUUUCUCAACUCAUUGCUGUACCCUGCAAUGGAAUCAAUGCAGAAGUUGAGAUUGAUUGCUCUGAGAAAUUCAGUGGCCAAGCACAUAGGGAGAAACUAUCUGAAGACUAUGAGGUCAAAGAAGUACCUGACAGAACGUCAUGCAACAUUGCAGGACUCGGGGACUCAUCUGUGAUGGAAGAUAUGAGUGUGACUUCUGUGAAAAGACGUGCGGAGAGUUCUCAAGGAAAAAAAGAGGUCCAAAUAAGAGAGUGAAGGGUUCAGAGUCAUUGAACACAAAGCCCUCGGAGCAUGUGGACCAUGUGAUCAUGAACCUACCAGCUUCUGCUCUGGAGUUUCUUGAUGCCUUUAGAGGCCUUGUUAGGAGGAGAUACUGGAAGGGAUC